Molecule: messenger RNA, 2082 nt
Organism: Musca vetustissima
Lineage: Eukaryota; Metazoa; Arthropoda; Insecta; Diptera; Muscidae
Product: polycystin-2
Exons: 2
Coding region: 1-2082 (693 amino acids)
Biological process (GO): detection of mechanical stimulus
Cellular component (GO): membrane
Molecular function (GO): calcium ion binding; calcium channel activity
Source: RefSeq, a predicted model, not a curated record
AUGGGAAAUGUGAAAAAGUUCUUAAAGUACAGUUUCUUCCUUGGCACGGGAUUAGCUAUCCUCUGCCUUGUUCUAAUAACACAGUUCUCAGGCUACCGACAUGAAACGAAGAAAUUCAAGCAAAUUUUAAUCACCAUAAUUAUUGGGCAAUUUUUACGUUUCCUGCUGUGGGACCACGUUGAGGCUGUCAUCACCGCACUGUAUGAAACAACCUUUAAGAAAAAUUACAAUAAAACAUAUCCGCUACCCCAAGAAAAUAUGGAAUGGAAAAUGAAUCCCUUGGAAUAUUUAAAAUUGCGUUUGAAAUCUUCGAAAGCUGAUUUCUAUUUACCUGAGGAACACAAAAAUGAAUCUUUGAAUCUGGAAUAUUACCAUUUGACAAAGGAUUUGUGGUUAUUUGGAAGAUAUUUUUUCGUAUUACUUCUCAUGAUUGUCUAUUCCCGCUAUUCGAUGGCGUAUUAUAAUACCAAGCUAAUGAAAACAAUCUUCUUGGAGAAUCGCCUUGGUGCCAUGGGGGUGCAACAAAUGCGUACCCUUGAGGAUUUAUAUGAAGUAUUGAAUGUAACCAUGUCCGGUGCCCUUUGCCAGGGCGUGGAUUAUAGAGGUAUACCAUUGGCGGAAUAUGGUUGGAUGGAUUUUGAAAUUGCUAAGCUGUUGGGAGUGGUACGCAUUCAACAAAUACGCGUAAGGGAUAAAACGAAUGGCAUGCGGGAUUUAAAAGUUUACCAAGGCGAUUAUUUACCCCAAUGGAAGCCAUUGGAUCGAAGUUAUUAUUAUGUGGAUAAAUUCUGGAGAAUUUAUUAUCCCUGGAUGAGGAAAACUUCUAAACAUAUGGUCAAUUGGUUAUUUGCCUUGACACAUAUUGGUUCUUUGUAUGGCCCCUAUUCGGAAGAUAAUGCCUAUGUCGCCUUUUUGGCAAGAGAUUCUACAAAUAAUGCCAAAAUUUUGAAAUUUCUGAAGGAGAAUUCCUGGUUGGAUGAUCGCACGUUGAUGGUUCUCAUUGAUUUUACUCUAUACAGUGCAGAUGGCAACAUUUUUAGUUUGAUAUCCUUAAUGGCGGAACAAACACCCUUUGGUGGGGUAAUUUGGAACUUCAAGGUGCAAUCUGUGGCCUUGUUAACAAAUGUGGAUCAAUUAUCUUGCUGGUGGUGUUUGCUGAUAAUUAUUUACACUUUACAAUUGAUUGAAUUUUCAAACGUCCUUUUUUUGAAAUGGUGGUGGUGUACGGAAGAGGGAGUUGGCGGAUUUUUUCACUCUUCAUGGAAUUGUGUGGAUCUCGUAAUAAUCUUAUUAAACGUUAUUAUAACCGCAUUACUACUCAUCCGCGAAUUUUUGGUAAAAGCUUUGCUUCUGGCCCUCAUAUCUUCCCACAAAUUGGAACAUCUUGAUUUCCGCCAUGCCAAUUUGGUGGAUUACAUGGCCACCGUGGCAAUAGGAUUUUUGGUGGCCCUAACCACUUUAAGGCUUUGGAAAAUUUUACAAUUUGCCAGUGUAUUCCGUCUAUUCACCAGGACCCUAUACUCUGCUGCCGGUAGCUUAAUUACCACCCUGUUGGGUAUUCACAUCUUCCUCUUUGCCAUUGGCUUUGCUGCCGAAAUUGUGAAUGGCAGUCAGGCGGAAGCAUUUUCCCGCUAUCUCAAAAGUUUAACCUCAAUUAUGAGUUUUUCAUUUGGUUUCAAUUCCCAUACCCGUCCCGAAGAUCUAUCGCAUGGUGGUAACAUAUUGGGUUUUAUCAUAUAUCUCAUCCUGAUGUUUGUGGUUGCCAUAUUUUUAAUAAAUAUGUUUAUCACACUCAUCUGCGAUCAUUUGGCUGCCGCCCGAGAGGAGAGAGAUAAUCAAAAGAGGGAAUAUCGUUUAUCCUAUUGGGAAUAUUUGAAAAUGGAAUUUCAACUAGAAGAGACAUAUGAAACUUCGACGGAAGUCUUGGAGAAGUUGGAUGAUAUCUAUGAGGCCGAUAGGUUGAAAGCACAACGUAUCCGAAAUGUGCAAAAUAUUUUGAAAUUACAAAUGGAUAUUUUGAAACGUGUAAUUGAUGUGAACUAUUUGGAAUGGGAAUCGGAUGAAGAGGAGGAAAGGAAAUAA